Messenger RNA from Thalassophryne amazonica, 507 nucleotides. RefSeq names its product histone H2B 1/2. Lineage: Eukaryota; Metazoa; Chordata; Actinopteri; Batrachoidiformes; Batrachoididae. The transcript has a single exon. The record is from RefSeq and is a predicted model, not a curated record. Gene Ontology annotation, cellular component: nucleosome. Gene Ontology annotation, molecular function: structural constituent of chromatin; protein heterodimerization activity; DNA binding. Bases 4 to 378 code for a protein of 124 amino acids.
AAAAUGCCUGAGCCUUCAAAAUCGGCGCCCAAGAAGGGUUCGAAGAAAGCGUUGACCAAGACCGCAGGCAAGGGAGGUAAGAAGAGAAAAAGAACCAGGAAGGAGAGCUACGCCAUAUAUGUUUACAAGGUGCUGAAGCAGGUCCAUCCGGACACCGGCGUCUCUUCCAAGGCGAUGAGCAUCAUGAACUCGUUCGUGAAUGACAUCUUUGAACGCAUUGCCAGUGAGGCGUCUCGUCUGGCGCAUUACAACAAGCGCUCCACCAUCACUUCCAGGGAGAUUCAGACCGCUGUGCGCCUCCUGCUGCCCGGUGAGCUGGCCAAACACGCCGUGUCCGAGGGAACCAAAGCCGUGACCAAGUACACCAGCUCCAAGUGAACACGUUCUGCUACUUAAUCAAACCAACGGCUCUUUUAAGAGCCACAUACUUUAAUGAAAGAACAAAAUCUGUGAUCACUGACAAAAAUUGUUCAUUGAUGCUUUUCACACUCCACGAAAAUAUUACAU